This is a messenger RNA of Lolium rigidum, 1841 nucleotides long. Its product is annotated as cytochrome P450 704C1-like. The record is from RefSeq and is a predicted model, not a curated record. Lineage: Eukaryota; Viridiplantae; Streptophyta; Magnoliopsida; Poales; Poaceae. The coding region runs from base 65 to 1600 and encodes 511 amino acids. The transcript has 4 exons. Gene Ontology annotation, molecular function: monooxygenase activity; heme binding; oxidoreductase activity, acting on paired donors, with incorporation or reduction of molecular oxygen.
CAGUGACGCACGGCGACACACCGGCGGGCGUCCUCACACCGAGACACCGGUUCUGUUGACGGUCAUGGAUUCACCGCUGAGCCAGCCCACGCUGCUCGCGCUGUCGCUCCUCCUCCUAGCUCUGUACCUCGCCCGCCGCUCCCUGCUCGGCAAGAGGCGGAACUACCCGCCCGUGGCCGGCACCAUGCUCCACCAGCUUGUCAACUUCGGCCGCCUGGCCGAGUACCAGACGGAGCUCUCCCACAGGUACCGCACCUUCCGCAUGCUCACCCCGACCUGCAACUACGUCUACACCGUCGACCCGGCCAACGUGGAGUACAUCCUCCGCACCAACUUCGCCAACUACGGCAAGGGGACGAUGACCCACGACGUGCUGGAGGACCUCCUCGGCGACGGGAUCUUCAACGUGGACGGCGCCAUGUGGCGGCACCAGCGCAAGGUCGCGAGCUUCGAGUUCUCCACCCGGGUGCUGCGCGAGUACAGCACCGGCGUGUUCCGCGACACGGCCGCGGAGCUCGCGGGCAUCGUGGCUGUGGCGGGCGGCGGCGGGGAGAGGGCGGUGGACAUGCAGGAUCUGUUUAUGCGGUCGACGCUGGACUCGAUCUUCAAGAUCGGGUUCGGGGCCCACCUGGGCGGGCUGUCCGGGUCCAGCCAGGAGGGCGCGGCGUUCGCCAGGGCGUUCGACGACGCCAGCGAGCAGGUGCUGUACCGGUUCUUCGACCCGCUCUGGAAGGCCAAGAAGCUCCUCAACGUCUCGUCGGAGGCGGCCAUGAAGCGGUCGGUGCGCACCAUCAACGACUUCGUGUACGCCGUCAUCGACAGGAAGGUCGAGCAGAUGGGCAGGGACCAGCACGAAUUCGCCAAGAAAGAGGACAUUUUGUCCAGAUUUCUACUGGAGAGGGAGAACGACCCGGGCUGUUUCGACAACAAGUACCUGCGGGACAUCAUACUCAACUUCGUGAUCGCCGGCCGCGACACCUCGGCGGGGACGAUGUCGUGGUUCCUCUACGUGCUGUGCCGUAACCCGCACAUCCAGGACAAGAUCGCCGGAGAGGUGCGCGAGGCCACCACCGGCGACCGGGACGUCGGCGUCCAGGAGUUCACGGCGUGCCUGACCGAGGGAGCCAUCAACAGUAUGCACUACCUCCACGCCGCGCUGACAGAGACGCUCCGGCUCUACCCUGCGGUGCCUAUCGAUGUCAAGUACUGCUUCUCCGAUGACACCUUGCCGGACGGGCACGCCGUGAGGAAAGGGGACAUGGUGAACUACCAGCCGUACCCGAUGGGCAGGAUGAAGUUCCUGUGGGGCGACGACGCCGACGAGUUCAGGCCGGAGAGGUGGCUCGACGACGACGGUGUGUUCGUCCCCGAGAGCCCGUUCAAGUUCACGGCUUUCCAGGCGGGUCCUCGAAUCUGCCUGGGAAAGGAGUUUGCGUACAGGCAGAUGAAGAUAUUUGCAGCUCUUCUUCUCUACAUGUUCAGGUUUGAGAUGUGGGAGCGCGACUCCACCGUAGGGUACAGGCCCAUGCUUACGCUCAAAAUGGAUCGCCCGCUCUACGUUCGUGCGCUUCCCCGGCGAUCAAGUGCACAACGUGACUGAUGAAACCAAAAUCUGAAAUGUCCCAAUACUUUGCACAUAUGUCUCGGUGCUUCAUUCUGUUUAAGUAGAUUCGAUAAUAUCAUCUGUAUAUAUGAAGAUGUCCGAAGAUGUCUCGUUCUGUGUCAUAUGCGCAUUCGAUAAUAUCAUCUGUAUAUAUGAAGAUGUCCGAAGAUGUCUCGUUCUGUGUCAUAUGUCUCGUUCUCGCAGGUACUUGUAAUCACACUUGUAUGUCAUAUGCGCC